Messenger RNA from Cicer arietinum (chickpea), 1607 nucleotides. RefSeq names its product ribosome biogenesis protein BRX1 homolog 1-like. The record is from RefSeq and is a predicted model, not a curated record. Gene Ontology annotation, biological process: ribosomal large subunit assembly; rRNA processing. Gene Ontology annotation, molecular function: rRNA binding. Gene Ontology annotation, cellular component: nucleolus. Lineage: Eukaryota; Viridiplantae; Streptophyta; Magnoliopsida; Fabales; Fabaceae.
AAAAGAAAAUUGGAACUCAAUGUGGCAUGAACCUAGAAGUGGGCUUUUUAUAACCCACCCAAACUGGCCCAUAUCCAACUCAACUUUCCUACAAUUCAUUGUUGCCUUUCUCUCAGCUCAUUCAUCGCAACCUAACGCCGCCGCCACCGCCGACGAAAAACCACCAACGAUUUUUACAGUACAAACAAACAUGGGGAAGAAGAGAAAAGCUUCUGAGCCAUUGGCUGUGCCUAAAAAAGAUGAUGCUGCUCCUGAGAGACCAGUUAGGACUCUUUUGGGAUGGAAGGAUAAGAAUGAAGUUAAUAAUGAUGAUGUUGUUGAAGUUAAGGAUAAUGGUUCUUCACCAAUAUUUAGGAACAAAGAGAAAGUUUUGGUUACUUGCUCUAGGCGCAUUAUUUAUAGGUAUAGGCAUUUGAUGUUGAAUUUGGUUUCGCUUCUACCUCAUUGCAAGAAGGAUAACAAGGUUGAAUCAAAGGAAACUAAAGGUGCCACCCUCAACGAGCUAGUUGAGCUCCAAAACUGUUCCUCUUGUUUAUUUUUUGAGUGCAGGAAGGCAAAAGAUCUUUAUCUUUGGAUGUCAAAAUGUCCCAAUGGCCCAUCCGUAAAGUUUUUAGUUAGUGCCGUGCACACAAUGGAGGAAUUGAAGCUAACUGGAAAUCACCUAAAAGGUUCCCGGCCUCUUUUGACAUUUUCAACAAAUUUUGAAAAAGAUGCAUACUGGAAACUUUUGAAGGAGAUGCUGUUACAGAUAUUUGAAACACCAAAGGACCAUAGAAAGGCUAAGCCUUUCCAUGACCACGUUUUUGUUUUCUCAAUAGUUGACGACCAUAUAUGGUUCCGAAAUUAUCAGAUAUCUGUUCCACAUAAUGAAUCAGACAAAUUACCUCGAGGAGGCCUUGAUAAAAUGACAUUGAUUGAGGUUGGUCCACGGUUCUGCUUGAACCCAAUUAAAAUAUUUGGUGGCAGUUUUGGAGGCCCAACUUUGUAUGAGAAUCCAUUCUAUGUCUCACCAAAUCAGAUUCGAGCUUUGCAGAAAAAGAAGAAAGCUGGAGCGUUUGCAAAGAAGGUGAAAGCAAAGACAAGGAGGAAAUUGCAUGAGAUGUCUAAUCCUCUGGAGCCUGAUGAGUUUGCAGAUAUGUGGAAAGAUUAAUCUUAAAUACACGUGCCAUUUUCACUGAAAGUUAGAAUGAAUGAACAUUUGACCUUAUAUGAUUCCAGCAAGAAAUUGCAAUUUUUGGUUGGCAGCCCAUGCUUUACAGCAGAUUUUGAUGUUAUGAAUCGGUUUAUAUGUUCGAUUGGUUAUAGGAGUUGUACUUUUGUUUAUCAUCAAACCAUGAUCUUUAAACAAAAGGUAGAUUUCUUUGAAUCUGUAAUGUUGUUUUCUUUGAUUCUUGGGGGAACCUUUUCCUACCCUUAGUUGUAUUAUUAUGGUUUUCAUUGCUCAAUGGUCCUAGAUGUGCAUGUCUUCGGUAACAUUGGAAAAUGUAUGUUUAGAGAUAUCAACAUUAAAUUAGUCUGUUACAGUCACAAUUCACAAAGGGUUUUCUGAUGAGUGACGGGGACUACUGAUUUCCAUUCAUAAUUUUGAAGUCACAAUUGUAAAGAAA